Molecule: messenger RNA, 8892 nt
Organism: Eptesicus fuscus (big brown bat)
Lineage: Eukaryota; Metazoa; Chordata; Mammalia; Chiroptera; Vespertilionidae
Gene: MXRA5
Product: matrix remodeling associated 5
Cellular component (GO): extracellular region
Molecular function (GO): protein binding
Source: RefSeq, a predicted model, not a curated record
CCUGCGGGGCUGGGAAGGAAGCUGUGGCCACGCGCCCCCUCCGAGGACAUGGCUCCGGGGGACCCUCGGCGGUGACCGUGCGCGCGCGCGCGCGCGCUCCGGGGCCCGGUGGACGGUCAGGGCGCACCGUUCCGGCGGGUCGUGGCUCUCCAAGGACAGGUCGCCAGGGCCCGCGCACCCCGACAAGAUGCCGCCCCCCGGCUGCGCGCCCUGGAGAGCGCUCUCCGUGGUGCUGAUUCUGGCGUGGGCGCCUCCUCCAGCCGCGGGCGCCUGCCCGCAUCCCUGCUCGUGCUACGUGCCCACGGAAGUCCACUGCACGUUCCGGUCCUUGGCGUCCGUCCCCGCGGGCAUCUCCAAAGACGUGGAGAGGAUCAACCUGGGGUUUAACAGCAUACAGGCCGUGUCCGAAGCCUCCUUCGAGGGCCUGGCCAGGCUGGAGUUACUCAUGGUCCACGGCAACAACAUCCCCAGUAUCCCGGACGGGGCGCUGCGAGACCUCAGCUCGCUCCAGGUCUUCAAGUUCAGCUACAACAAGCUGCGCGUCCUGACGGCGCUCACCCUGCGCGGCCUCCGGAGCCUCGUGCGGCUGCACCUGGACCACAACCAGCUGGAGUUCCUGCACCCGCUCGCCUUCCGCGGCCUCACGUCCCUGCGGCUGGUGCACCUGGAGGGCAACCAGCUGCGGCAGCUGCACCCCGGGGCCUUCGCCACCUUCCGCUUCCUGGACCACUUCCCGCUGUCCACCGUGCGGCACCUGUACCUGGCGGAGAACCGGCUGCGGCGGCUGCCCGAGGCGACGCUGCGGGGAAUGCCGCUGCUGGAGAGCCUGUUCCUGCACGGCAACCCCUGGGCCUGCGACUGCGACCUGCGCUGGCUGCCGGCCUGGGCGGCCCAGGCCCCCGGUGUCCUCAAGUGCAAGAAGGACAGAGCCUACGAGGGCGGCCAGCUCUGCGCGGCGUGUUCCAGCCCCAGGGCCCUGCGCGGACGCGAGAUCCACACCCUCCAGGACAUCCCGUGCGCGAAACCGUCCAUCGAGUCCCCCCUGAGGCCCAACACGACCCUCGGCGUCGGCGGCGGCGUCGAGGAAGAGCAGGACGAGGACGAGGACGGUGACCGCCCGCCCCCCCUCGCAGACCCGCAGUCCCCGCCGUGGACCCUCGCCUUGAACAUGACGGACGAGCACGGCAACACGGCGAGCCUGGCGUGCGAGAUCGAGAGGCCGACGGGCGUGGAGUCCGUCCAGCUGAACCAAACCGAGUCCCAGGAGGUCGACGUCAACGCCACGCUCGCCCUGGACGUGGCGUGCCCGAUGACGCGGGAGAACUACGAGAAGCUGUGGAAGCUCAUCGCCUACUACAGCGAGGUCCCCGUGACGCUGCGCCGGGAGCCCCCCGACGGCCACGAGCCCGGAGGGGCCGCCCGCCGGUACAGGCAGGACGCCGACGACGCCGACGCUCUCUACUACACGGGCGUCCGGGCCCGCGUCCUGGCCCGUCCCGCGUGGGUCCUGCAGCCGACCAUCCAUCUGCGGCUCAACCGCCAACAGAGCACGUCGAAGACGGUCCUCCUGUCCUACCGGGCGCGGUUUUCCUGGACGACGGCGACGGCGUCGGGCGGAGACGCGGGGCGGUCUGGCGGCCAGAGCUGGGUCAUGAUCGAGCCGGGCCCGGACGAGCCGAGAGCCCAGAUGGUCCUGGAAGGCUCGCCGUGCCAGCUCGGCUGCGACGUCAAGGCGUCCGAGAGCCCGUCCAUCGCCUGGGUGCUCCCCGACGGCGCGGUGCUGACGGCGUCCACGCCGGACGGCAGGUUCUCCAUCCUGACCGGCGGCGGGCUGAGGAUCAGGUCGACGGGGCGGGCCGACGCGGGCGUGUACCAGUGCGUGGCCCGGGUGACGGACGAGGCGGACCGCCUGGCGUACAGGGUCCUCGUGCAGCCGCGGGCCGCGCAGCCCACGGACGGGCACGCGGUGGUGACGGUUCCGAAGAACGCGGGCGACCCGCUGACGCUGCCUUGCCGGGCGCUGGCCGUGCCCGAGGCCCAGCUCAGCUGGAUCCUCCCCAACCAGAGGAUCGUCCACGAGGCGGCCAACACGUCCCGCGCCUUCGUCCUGCCCGACGGCACGCUGUCCGUCCCCGAGCUCCAGGCCGGCGACGGAGGCUACUACCGGUGCGUCGCCGUCAACCAGCAAGGGGCGGACCAGCUCACGGUGGGGGUCAGCGUGAGUCGGAAAGGGUCGGGGGGCAGGGCAUCCAAGAGGGGCCGACGCCCCGGAGGGAGGGCCCUCUCCCGGCCCAGAGGCGACGUCGUCGAGGACGAAGGGGGCUCGGGCGUCGGCCCGGAGGACGCGGCGUCGGGGAGGGUCCUGCACCCCCAGGACCAGAAGAUGUUCCUCCACGCCCAGGAGGACCCCAAGGCCAAGAAGGGGAGGAGGAAGCCGAAACCCUGGAAGCACACGGAGGGAGAACCGGAGACCCAGGUCGCCGAGGGCCGGAGGGUCUUCGAGUCGAGACGGAGGGUCCACGUGGCCAGCAAGCAGAUCAACCCGGACCACUGGGCCAAUAUCCUCGCCCGAGUCCGCGGGAGGAACCCCCCGAGGGGGACGGAGGGGCCCGAGGCCGCCGCGGAGACCGCCACGGCGCCGGCCCAGAGCGCCGACGUCACGCGCGCCGCCCGUCCCGUCGCGUCUCCUCCCUCGGUGUCCCCGGCGGCGGCGGCUCAGAGGACAGCCAGCCCCGAGGAGUUCUCCUCCUCGGCAGACGCUCUGCUGUUGGGCGAGGAGGAGCCCGUGAUCAGUCCGGCUCCCGCCACCAGGGGCCCGGACCGGGGCCGGGCUGGCGUCCGUACGGCCGAAGACAGAGCCACCAGCUCCGACCUGCAAGAAUCCGUCCACGACGACGAGGACGACGAUGCGUUUUCUGAAAAGACCCAGGGUCUACCUCGGAUGGGCGUUGACGAGUCCUCGACGCCACCGAUCCUGGACCCGACCGACGAGGCGUCCCUCAGCGAUCCCGUCCGCACGGACGGCUGGUCUACCCGCCCCACGGACGGCUGGUCUACCCGCCCCACGGACGGCUGGUCUACCCGCCCCACGGAUGGCUGGUCUACCCGCCCCACGGACGGCUGGUCUACCCGCCCCACGGAUGGCUGGUCUACCCGCCCCACGGACGGCUGGUCUACCCGCCCCACGGAUGGCUGGUCUACCCGCCCCACGGACGACUGGUCUACCCGCCCCACGGACGACUGGUCUACCCGCCCCACGGACGGCUGGUCUACCCGAGACGUCGGCCCCGCCGUCGCCACGGAGAACGGGUCGUCAACGGCGGGAGAUGUUGGGCCUGUGCCCGAGCCGACAUCCCGAGAGAACGUGUCUCCCUCGGCGGCCGCCUCCUUGGACGCAUUGGACCCUGAGCCGUCCACGGUCUCCGAAUGGGAGAUUCGUUCACCGACGGACGGGGACGCGAUGGAAGGACGGGCGUCCCGACGUGCCACUGCAACGCCCGCCUUGUCCGUGGUGGACUCCGGGGCAUCGGGGCCGCCCGGCGGGCUCCCAACACCAGGACACGGAGAGGGAGGACCAGCUGCCCCCCACCUCCCCGACGAUGGCUUCAGCACUCAAGGCACCCCCUGGGUCAGAGAGGGCACGCAGGAGGGCUCUCGGAAGCUUCCGGAAGGCGUCAUGUCGGAGGGAGUGCCCACGAGCUCCCGAGGACCCGAGACGAAGCGUCAGGGCGUUGAAUCCGUGGAACCCACCGCGUGGCUUGGUUCUCUCGCUGACAAGGACACCGUCGAGGUAGAUAGAGUGGCGUCCACGCCCAUGGCCGCCUGGCCGUCCGCGCCCACCACCGCCGCCGCCGCUGCCCCUUCCCGGAAAAGGCCCCACGGGAGGAGGCGGUUACGGCCGCACCGAUUCCGGCAGCGCCAUAAGCCAACGCAUCAACCCACGGCGUUCGCCCCCACGGCGACCUUCCUGGCGGGACCCACUCAGGACCCCGAAGCCGUGACCCCCGAGCGAGGGGGUCGUUGGCUGGUGCCGACCGCCUGGGGGGAGCGGACGGCGGGGACCCCCAAACCGGUGGACGUGGAGAAACCCGCGGAGCCCGUGACCAAGGGGACCCCACGGAGGAAGCACGGCAGGAGGCCGAACAGACACCGGCAUGGCCCCUCGACGGCGGGCUCCCCGGCGUCGGCGACCAGGCCCAAGACGCUCACGGAUGCCGCCACUCGCCGUCCGGAAACGGCCCUUGUGUCUACAACCGUCUCCCAGAGAACCGGGGGUCCCCGUGAGACCACGAGCGCGGCAGCCUAUAAGACCACCCCCCCGCACACGCAUGGAUCUCGUGGUGCACCCCGAGAGACGCCGCCGGCCACGUACACGCCCGUGUCAGAGGAGAAAGAGACGUCGACUUUGAACGUCCCCAACAUCCGUGAGUCCGUCACCCACGUCACGCCGCCGUCCGGCUCCGGGGUGCCCACCGCGCGAGACGUGAAGAACGAACCCCCUCCGUCUAGCUUCCCAGGAACGGAAAUCUGGGUCCCCCCCAGGACGGCCCAGCCUGGGGGUCUGCAGACGGACACCCCCGCGACCCCCACUUUGGAGACCCGAACGCUCUCGUCAUCCGUUUCCCAAGACUCGGGGGACCCGGAUCUCCCCUCUGAGGUCCCCCCGUCCGUGGCGCUCUCUACACGAGACGAUGUUGUUGCUACCUCUACGUGGAGCAUGGAUGUAGAGGCGUCUUCACGUCGGGCCGGGCCCACCACCCGUGAGGAGGAGGAGGAGGAGACGCAGCCCACGUGGCGGCGAGGAAACGCGUUAUCCACCCCGUCUCCCAAGACGGAUGAGUUCCACGUCACGCCGAACCAGGAGGCCGGGAAGGAAGUCUCGGACGAGAGGACGGGACACAACCUUCUACGCGGCCCCGAGGGUCACCACCACCAUCCGGACGGCAGAGUUCAAGUUCUCCGUCCCCCUUCCAGGGUCCCCGGCCAACCUGUCCCGCCGAGAGGGACGGCGAGGCCGCCCCAAUGGGCCACCCGGACCCCCUUCUGGUACCCCGUGACGGCCCAGCCUCCUCGGCACGGGACCAGCAAGCCUUGGCUCACGGCGAGCCCCUGGAGGGCUUUGUGGGGCCACAAGCCCUCGACGACGCCAACCUUCUCCAGUCCGACCACCGUGGACCCGUGGCGUGUGACGUCCAGGCCUCCCAGGUUCACGAACCGCGGCUCGGACCCAGCCCACGGCCACUCCAAGGUGGUUGGUUUCAACAACAUCCCCGACGCACGAGCUCCUCCUUCCUCCGACGGGAGAUUCCCGUUCUUCUCUUUCAACGGGACCUUGACUUUCCCGCAGGUGGGCGUGACCCCGAAGACCCAGACCCCGAAGACCCAGACCCCGACCUCUCCCGCCCCAGGGACCGGAGAGCGUGCCGUCAACCCGGGCGCCGACAAUCGGAUCCGGACUCCGACCAUCACCCACGUGGACUUGGGCCCGCCGGCCCCUCCGUCGCUGCCCCGGCCGAGGACCGUGUCCCCCGCCUCCGCCCACGUCCAGAACAUCCCUGCGGCCUACCCCACGCGGAACGCCGCCGUCCCCUUCGUGACAUCCCCCGGGCCGCCUUCCGGAAGCUUCCAUCCGAGCGGCCCCAGGCUCUCCUCGGCGGGGGGGCCCCCGGCGUCCAAGUACUGGACCCUCGGAGAGGCGCCGCAGAUCAUCACCAAGUCGCCCCAGACCGUGACCGUGGCGGCCGACACGGACGCCGUGAUCCCGUGCGAGGCCACGGGGAAGCCGGAGCCUUUUAUUACCUGGACCAAGGUCUCGACAGGCGCCCUCCUGACCCCCAACACCCGCGUCCAGCGCUUCCAGGUCCUCAGGAACGGCACCUUCGUCAUCCACCGGGUCCAGGUCCAGGACCGGGGCCAGUACCUGUGCAGCGCCCAGAACCUGCACGGCCUGGACCGCCGGGCCGUCCUGCUGUCCGUCGCGGUGCAGCAACCCCACAUCCUCAGGGCCUCCCAGUACCAGGACGUCACGGUCUACCUGGGGGACACCAUCGCCAUGGAGUGCCUGGCCAAGGGCACCCCCGCGCCCCAGAUCUCCUGGAUCUUCCCGGACCGCAGGGCGUGGCACAGCGCGUCCCCCGCCGAGGGCAGGGUCACCCUGCACCCCAACCGCACCCUCUCCAUCCGGGACGCGUCCUUCGCCGACCGGGGCGUGUACCAGUGCGUCGCCAGCAACGCGGGGGGCGCGGACAGCCUCGCCAUCCGCCUCCACGUGGCCGCCCUGCCCCCCGUGAUCCAGCAGGACAAGUGGGAGAACAUCUCCCUGCCCCCGGGCCUCAGCGUCCACGUCCACUGCAGCGCCAAGGCCGCGCCCCCGGCCACCGUGCGCUGGGCGCUCCCCGACGGCACCCACAUCCGCCCCUCGCAGUUCCUCCGCGGGAACCUGUUCGUCUUCCCCAACGGGACCCUCUACAUCCGCCACCUGGCGCCCAAGGACAGCGGGCGGUACGAGUGCGUGGCCGCCAACCUGGUGGGCUCGGCGCGCAGGGCGGUGGCGCUGACGGUGGCGCGGCGCGCGGGGGCGCGCGGGGGCGGGGGCGGGGCGGCCAACGCGCGCAUCACGGGCACCUCCCCGCAAAGGACCGACGUGCACUACGGGGGGACCCUCCGGCUGGACUGCAGCGCCUCCGGGGACCCCUGGCCGCGCAUCCUCUGGAGGCUGCCCUCCAAGCAGAUGAUCGACGCCUUCUUCAGCUUGGACCCCCGAGUCCGGGUCUUCGCCAACGGCACCCUGGUGGUCGACGCCGUCACCGACAAAGACGCGGGCGACUACCUGUGCGUGGCCCGCAACAAGGUGGGCGACGACUUCGUGGUCCUGGGGGUCAACGUGGUCAUGCGGCCGGCCAAGAUCGAGCAGAAGGAGGCCAACGACCACCGGGUCCCGUACGGGGGGGACCUCAAGGUGGACUGCGUGGCCUCGGGCCUCCCGAACCCCGAGAUCUCCUGGAGCCUCCCGGACGGGAGCCUGGUCCACUCCUUCCUGCAGUCGGACGACGGCGGCGGCGGCGGCGUCGGGGCGCGGGCCAAGCGGUACGUGAUCUUCAACAACGGGACCCUCUACUUCAACGAGGUGGGCCUGCGCGAGGAGGGCGACUACACCUGCGUGGCCGAGAACCAGGUGGGCAAGGACGAGAUGACCGUGCGUGUCAAGGUCAUGACCGCGCCCCCCGCCAUCCGGAACAAGACCUACUCCGUGGUGCGGGUCCCCUACGGCGACGUGGUGACCGUGGCCUGCGAGGCCAAGGGAGAGCCCCCCCCGAAGGUCACCUGGCUGUCACCCACCAACAAGCUCAUCCCCAGCUCUUCCGACAAGUACCAGAUCUACCAGGACGGCACCCUCCUCAUCCAGAAGGCGCAGCGCUCCGACAGCGGCAACUACACCUGCGUCGUGCGCAACGGCGCCGGGGAGGACCGCAAAGGGGUGUGGAUCCAGGUCCACGUCCAGGCGCCCACCAUCAACGGGAACCCCGACGCCCUGGCCACGGUGCGGGCCGUGGCCCCCGCGGGGAGCCGGAUGCUCAUCGACUGCCGCGCCCAGGGCGUCCCCACGCCCAAAGUCCUCUGGGCCUUCCCCGAGGGGGUGGUCCUGCCCGCCCCUUACUUCGGCAGCCGGGUGAGCAUCCACCGCAACGGCACGCUGGACAUCAAGAGCCUGAGGAAGAGCGAUUCGGUCCAACUGACGUGCAUCGGGCGCAACGAAGGCGGCGAGGCCAGGAUGAUGGUGCAGCUCACCGUCCUGGAGGCCCUGGAGAAGCCGGGCUUCCACGACCCGGUCAACGAGAAGAUCACGGCCACGGCCGGCCACACCAUCAGCCUCAACUGCUCGGCGUCGGGCACCCCGCCGCCCACCCUGGUGUGGGUCCUGCCCAACGGGACGGAGCUCCCCGGGGGCCGGCGGCUCCAGAGGUUCUUCCACAAACACGACGGGACGCUGCACAUCGGCGACCUGUCGUCGGGGGACGCGGGCGCCUACCGCUGCGUGGCGCGCAACGCGGCGGGCCACACGGAGAGGCUGGUGUCCCUCAAGGUGGGCCUCGGGCCCGACGCCAAGAAGCAGUACCGCAACCUGGUGAGCAUCGUCAACGGCGAGACCCUGGAGCUGCACUGCGUGCCCCCGGGGACACGCCCGGCGGGCCGCCCGGCGCGGUUCGCGUGGACGCUGCCCAGCGGAGUGUCUCUCCAGGGGAUCCAGACGCGAGGGCGCGUUUCGCUCUGGGACAACGGCACCCUCACGGUGCGGGAGGCGUCCGUCUUUGACAGGGGCACGUACGUGUGCAAGGCGGACGGCGAGCACGGCGCCUCCGUGGUCAACUUCCCCGUCAUCGUCAUCGCCUACCCGCCCCGGAUCACCAGCGAGCCCACGCCGGUCAUCUACACGCGGCCGGGGAGUACCGUGAAGUUGAGCUGCAUGGCCAUGGGGCUCCCCAAAGCCCAGAUCACCUGGGAGCUCCCCGACAGGUCGCACCUGACCGCGGGGACGCAGGCGCGCCUCUACGGACACAGGUUCCUGCACCCGCAGGGGUCCCUCACCAUCCAGCAGACCACCCAGAGAGACGCGGGAUUCUACAAGUGCACGGCCAAGAACAUCCUGGGCACGGACUCCAAGACGACGUACAUCCACGUCUACUGAGACAGGACGCGGCCCCCCCCGAGCUGGCGUGGCUCCGUGGAUAGGGCGUGGGCCCUGUGGACAGAAGGGGUCCCCGGGCUCGAUUCCCCGGUUGAGGUCACAUGCCCGGGUGGCGAGCUCCCAUCCCCAGUAGGGGGCGUGCAGGAGGCAGCCGAUCCAUGGUUCUCUCUCAUCAUUGAUGUUUCUCUCUCCCUCUCUCUCUCUCU